Messenger RNA from Racocetra persica, 1845 nucleotides. The record is from the annotation of a GenBank genome assembly. NCBI's taxonomy places the organism in Eukaryota, Fungi, Glomeromycota, Glomeromycetes, Diversisporales, Gigasporaceae.
AUGUUAGAAGAAUACGCAGGCGCCAUAGGGAUCGACCUGGGUACAACGUACUCUUGUGUUGCCGUGUGGGAGAAUGAGCGCGUUGAAAUUAUCGCUAACGAACAAGGGAAUCGUACAACGCCCUCUUAUGUGGCUUUUGCCGAUACUGAACGUCUUAUUGGAGAUGCAGCUAAAAAUCAGGCGGCAAUGAACCCCCAAAAUACAGUAUUUGACGCGAAGCGACUAAUAGGUCGUCGUUUUGAUGAUCCUGAAGUAAAAGCUGAUAUGAAACAUUGGCCUUUUACUGUUAUCGAUAAAGAUGGAGCACCAUUAAUUCAAGUUGAAUAUCAAGGUGAACAAAAAAAUUAUACUCCUCAAGAAAUAUCGGCAGCGGUAUUGACUCGUAUGAAGGAAAUUGCUGAAGGAAAGCUUGGGAAAAAAGUUAAAAAAGCCGUGAUCACAGUUCCAGCGUAUUUUAAUGACUCUCAACGUUUAGAUGCUGGUACAAUCGCAGGUCUUGAUGUACUCCGAAUAAUCAAUGAACCUACAGCAGCGGCAAUUGCCUAUGGCCUUGAUUCUAAAGAGAGCCAAGAAAAAAAUGUACUUAUUUUCGACCUUGGGGGUGGGACUUUUGAUGUUUCUCUCUUAACGAUAUCGGGUGGAGUAUUUGCAGUCAAAAGUACUGCAGGCGAUACCCAUCUUGGAGGAGAGGAUUUUGAUAAUAACCUUCUUGAAUAUUUUAAGCAAGAGUUCAAACGUAAGCAUAAGAAUGACAUUUCUGAUGAUGCUCGUGCCAUACGCCGUCUAAGAACUGCAUGCGAACGUGCAAAACGAGCAUUAUCUUCAACAACUCAAACAAAUGUGGAAGUUGAUUCAUUGUAUGAUGGUAUCGAUUUUCAAGCUACUAUAACUCGUGCCAAAUUCGAAGAAUUAAAUUCUGCACAAUUUAAUUCCACCUUGGAACCAGUUCGAAAAGUUCUAAAAGACGCAAAAAUGGAAAAAAAGGACAUUAAUGAGAUUGUUCUUGUUGGUGGAUCUACUCGUAUUCCUAAAAUUCAAUCUCUUCUUCAAGACUUUUUUGAUGGAAAAGAAUUAAACAAAUCGAUUAAUCCAGAUGAAGCAGUUGCUUAUGGAGCUGCAGUGCAAGCUGCUCUUCUCACUAAUCAAGCAGGCAAUGAGAAAACUCAGGAUCUCUUACUUUUGGAUGUUGUACCGCUUAGCUUAGGAGUUGAAACUCAAGGUGGGGUAAUGGCUGUUGUUGUUCCCCGAAAUUCACCAAUUCCUACCCUUAAAAAAAAGGUAUUCACUACCGCUGAGGAUGGACAAACAAUUGUUGAAUUUCCUGUAUACGAAGGAGAACGACCAAUGUGUCAAGAUAACAACCUUCUAGGAUCUUUCGAAUUGUCUGGAAUCCCUCCAAUGCCGCGUGGAGAAGCUGAACUUGAAUGCACUUUUGACAUUAAUGCGGAUGGCAUACUUAAGGUCACUGCAAAAGAUAGAGCAACUGGCCGUAAAGCUAAUAUUACUAUUUCAAAUUCUGCUGGACGGUUAUCUGCAGCGGAUAUUGAACGCAUGGUCACUGAAUCAGAAAAAUUUAAAGAAGAUGACAAGAAAUGUCAGGAGCGAGUUGAAGCCAAGCAAGAACUCGAGAACUACGUCUACCAAAUUGAAAAUACGCUCAAUGAGCCUAAUGUUGCAAUGAAAUUAAAACGAAAUGAUAAGGAAGCAAUUGAAAAUGCCCUUUCAGAGGCACUCGAAUUUCUUGACCUUGCUAAUGAUGCGUCCAUCAAUAAAGAAGAAAUUAAUGCCACUAGAAAGAAAUUACAACGUAGUGUUACCCGUGCAUUCGCAUCACUUAAUCGUUGA